Messenger RNA from Lachancea mirantina, 888 nucleotides. Lineage: Eukaryota; Fungi; Ascomycota; Saccharomycetes; Saccharomycetales; Saccharomycetaceae. The record is from the annotation of a GenBank genome assembly.
AUGUUGACUGAAAGCCAAGUUCAACAAUUUCACGAUCGAGGCUACCUUCUUAUUCCAGGGUUUUUGAGUUCUGGGAAGGCCACUGAGCUAUUGGAACGGUCUAAGAAGCUAAUUUCACAAUUUGAUCCUGAAGCGCAUCCUCUUACCCAGUUCACUACAAGUGAUCAAGACCAUGUCGGUGGAAACUAUUUCUUGGACUCCGCGGAUAAGAUUUCGUUUUUCUUCGAGCCAGAAGCGGUGCAAAACGUAGAUGGGAAGAUGGAAGUGGUUGUACCUAAAGAAGAAGCGAUAAACAAAUUUGGUCAUGGAUUGCAUCUGCAGGAUCCGCUUUUCGAAGAGGUUACCGUCAAGAAUAGAAACGUGAAAACGAUCGCUUCGGAUUUGGGCUUUAAAAGACCGCGCGCCCUUCAAUCUAUGGUCAUUUGCAAACAGCCUCGUAUUGGCGGAGCUGUUCCGUCACAUCAAGACAGCGUUUUCUUGUACACCGACCCUUUGAGUGCUGUUGGAUUUUGGAUUGCAUUAGGUGAUGCAACGCUCGACAAUGGGUGUCUAAGCUUUUCUCCGGGAUCGCAUCUGACGCACUCUGUCCCCAAGCGGUUUAUUCGCUUGAAAGAUCAACAAGGAAGGGAUACGGGAGAGACUGGAUUUGAGUAUUUUGAAGGCGGUAAAGAAAUGGAAGAAAAAUGGCCCAAAGAUGAGACCUUGCCCUGGGACGUGGUUGAAUGUAAAGCGGGUGACUUGGUUCUAAUUCAUGGCUCGGUUUUACAUAAAAGUGAAGCCAACAAAUCCGGUAAAUCGCGCUUUGCGUACGCUUUCCACUUGAUAGAAGGUAAGGCCAAUUACGAUAAACGGAAUUGGCUACAAACCGAAGUAUUUUCUGAAGUUUAA